This is a messenger RNA of Oncorhynchus nerka (sockeye salmon), 2205 nucleotides long. RefSeq names its product NEDD8-conjugating enzyme UBE2F-like. The transcript is spliced from 10 exons. Lineage: Eukaryota; Metazoa; Chordata; Actinopteri; Salmoniformes; Salmonidae. The coding region runs from base 232 to 789 and encodes 185 amino acids. The record is from RefSeq and is a predicted model, not a curated record.
UAACGAACGGAACAAUCACUGCAAUUCUGUUUAUGAUACCGGGAGAAGUUGUUACAGCUGAUAGUCAGCUUGUUUACAUUUUCAUUAUAUAUUUGUAAGGCUAUUUGGCGACCGAAGUUCAGUUUUCAAUCUGUUGCAGUUGCAGCCAGAGCCUUUGCUUCCGAGCGUCGUUGAUUAUGGUUUAGACGGAGCCCUUUUCUCUGAGAUAGCAGGAGAGAGCGCGGGGCAGCCAUGCUGACGUUGGCCAGUAAGCUGAAGAGGGACGAGGGGGUGAAGACUGGCCGGCCCCCUGGGGGCCCCUCCGACUCCUCUCACAGGGUCUCUAUCAGGGACCGACUGCUCAUCAAAGAAGUUGCAGAACUUGAAGCCAACCUCCCUAGUACGUGUAAAGCCAGCUUCCCUGAUGAGAACAAGCUACACCACUUUCAGCUGGCUGUCUCUCCAGAUGAAGGCUACUACCAGAGUGGAACGUUCCAUUUUGAAAUAGAGGUCCCUGAAGCCUACAAUAUGGUGCCUCCCAAAGUGAAAUGCCAGACCAGAAUAUGGCACCCCAACAUUGCUGAGACUGGGGAGAUCUGUUUGAGUUUGUUGCGGGAGCACUCUAUCGACGGCACGGGCUGGGCCCCUACCAGAACGUUAAAGGAUGUAGUCUGGGGAUUGAACUCCUUGUUUACCGAUCUACUUAACUUUGAUGACCCGUUGAACAUUGACGCGGCCGAGCAUCAUCUGCGUGAUAAGGAGGAUUUCCGGAAUAAGGUUCAGGAUUACAUCAAGCACUACGCCAGGUGAUGACUGCAUCAGCUGCGCCAGCUGCCUGCCCCCCCCCCCCCCCCUCCCCCGUCUGUGACUGCGCAGCUGAACCCCGUCCCUAAUGUCUCAUCAACCAACUAACCGCUGCGCACUGCUGAAACGCCCCCGACUGCAAUAAGACGUCGCUGGAAGAAGGAAAGAUUAAACACGUUUUUUUUUUAAGUUUGAGGAGGGACUUGUUUAUUGGACCAGAGUAAUCAUCCGUCACAACAGGGAUCGUCCAAUGACUGGGCUUCUCGUUGUGUCUGAGCCAAUCAGAGUGGGCGCCGGUGGCAGUGAGGACCAGGGAUUUAAUCAAUCCAGUUAUCUGUUAUUUAAGAACUGGCGAAUCAAAGAGAAAGAUGAUCUGUUAGUUUUUCUCAGUUCUAGUGCCUGCCAUGUUUGUAUUGUAAAGAAAAUGCACGUGAGCUCACACACACACACACACGCACACACACAGAAUUCCUUCAUGCACAUUGAGAAACGAACAUACUCAACUAGCUUCUCACAACACACAGCACUUGGCUGUGCAUGCAAACACACAGCUGGAAAAAGGACAUAUCUGUUAUGUCACUCGUUCCUGCCCAGCCCCAACUCACCAGACAGCAUGUGAAUGACAAGUGCCACCAACCCAGUCCCCAUUCAAGUCAGUCCCCGUUUUACCCAGUCAGUCCCCAUUCCAGUCAGUCCCCAUAUUGUCCAUUUCACUCUGGAUAUGUCUGAAAAGGCACCCUAAUAAUCCCAAUAAUCCCAACCCCAUAGGCCCUGGUCAAAAGUAGUGAGUGCAUUAUAUAGGGCAGGGUUAUUCAACUCUGACCCUACGUGAGCCGAAGCCUGCUGUUUUUCAUCCCUCUAUCCUGCUGCUUUUCCCUCCACACCUCUUAGGCCCCACCCACCUCAUGUGUUCUCCUCUGCCCCCAAGGUAGGGGAAUACCAGGGCGCUCUCCCUCUCCUAGGUUGUGUAUGAGUCCUCUGAUUAGUUGACUAAAGGGAGGGCCUGUGGUCUCGCUCUCUUCUGUGUAUGUGUGUGUGUGUGUGUGUGUGUGUGUGUGUGUGUGUGUGUGUGUGUGUUGCUUUGCCUGGGCUGGCUUUGUGCCUGUGUGCACAUUGGAACAUAACAUUCAGUGUCAUCACUGUAUUAAACAUUGUAUUUACGUUUCCAUGAGGCAAAGUGUAUGUGAUCAGGAGGUGGUGUAUUUUAGUGUGUGUGAGCGCGUGUGCUUUCAAAUGAACAGGUUCAGAUUUGACUUGUUAGCAUGCUCUGGUUCCUAGCCCCACACUCCUUGUUUUACUGGCCCAGCUAGCCUAGUUUCCUGUGAGGCUCAGGAGGGUCUGUCCCUCAGUUCAAAUCCUCCUUUGCUUUCAGAUUGUAUAUCGUUUUUUAAAGAUAUAUUAAAGAGGAUGUAAUAAGGAGAA